GUCUCUUUUCUUAUUUUCUUCUCUUCUUUUAGAAAGUUUUUCUGCAGAUUCGUGAUGGUGUAUAGUUCGUUUAAUUUCCUCGGAGUUUUGUAUAUUCUGAGACCAUAAAAGGCUCAAUUUCUGAAAUCAUUUUUUCCUAAUUAAAGAGUUUAUUUCAUUACACGAUGGUACAAAUGGAGGUGUCUUGGUUACGAGUUCUUCUAGAUAACAUCUCCUCCUAUCUAACUUUAUCAUCUAUGGACGACUUUUCUUCAAACCCUGCUCAUAAGUACUACACCAGAGGUGAAGAGAUAUCAAAGCUUCUCAAGCCUGUUCUUGAGAACCUCAUUGACUCUGACGCAUCUCCUAGCGAAUUGCUCAACAACGGUUUCGAAGAAUUAGCUCAAUACUGUGAUGAACUAAGAGAACAGUUUGAGAGUUGGCAACCUCUUUCAACUAGAAUCUUUUAUGUUCUUCGAAUUGAAUCAUUAGCAUCAAAGUUACGAGAAUCCAGUUUGGAAGUCUUUCAGCUCCUCAAACACUGCGAACAACAUUUACCUGCUGACACUAUUUCACCAUCUUUUGAGGAGUGCAUAGAAUUGGUGAAGUUAGUGGCAAGAGACGAUAUUUCGUAUACUAUUGAUCAAGCUCUAAAAGAUCAAAAGAAUGGUGUUGGCCCUACUUCAGAGGUUCUGGUGAAAAUUGCUGAGAGUACUGGUUUAAGAUCCAACCAGGAUAUUCUUAUUGAAGGUGUGGUACUUACAAAUAUGAAGGAGGAUGCUGAGCUUACCGAUAAUGACACCGAAGCUGAGUAUCUAGACGGUUUGAUCUCUCUAACAACCCGAAUGCAUGAGUACCUUAGCGACAUAAAGCAGGCUCAGUUACGUUGUCCAGUACGCGUACCUUCUGACUUCCGCUGCUCUCUAUCUCUUGAGCUUAUGACUGAUCCAGUCAUUGUGGCAUCCGGUCAAACAUACGAACGGGUUUUUAUCCAGAAAUGGAUCGAUAUGGGACUCAUGGUUUGUCCAAAGACAAGGCAGUCUUUAUCUCAUACCACUUUGACUCCUAAUUUCAUUGUCAGGGCUUUUCUUGCCAGUUGGUGUGAAACUAACAAUGUCUAUCCUCCUGAUCCAUUGGAGUUGAUUCACUCAAGUCAGCCAUUCCCUCUUCUUCUUGAAUCAGUGAGAGCUUCAUCAUCAGAGAAUUCAUCGCCAAUAAAGAAUGGCCAGGCAGAUGCAGAGGAACUGCCUCAGGUCUUUAGUAGGUCUGCUUCUGCACCAGGCAUUGUCUCUGAAGUGGUUUGCAAAACCAAAAGAAGCACUAAUGGUGCUUCUGCUGCAGAUAGAUCAGUGUCACAGGCACGGAGUAAUACUCCUUGGAAAUUUCCAGAAGAGAGGCAUUGGCGUCACCCCGGGAUCAUCCCAGCGACCAUAAGAGAAACAGGAAGCAGUUCAAGUAUCGAAACCGAGGUGAAGAAACUCAUUGAGGAUCUCAAGAGUUCUUCAUUGGAUACACAGAGAGAGGCUACGGCUCGAAUCAGGAUACUAUCAAGAAACAGUACAGACAAUCGCAUUGUGAUUGCGAGGUGCGGAGCAAUCCCUUCGUUAGUCAAUCUGCUUUACUCCACGGAUGAGAGAAUCCAAGCAGACGCAGUGACUUGCUUACUAAACUUAUCCAUCAACGACAACAACAAGUCCCUCAUCGCGGAAAGUGGAGCUAUCGAACCGCUCAUUCACGUUCUCAAAACAGGAUACUUAGAAGAAGCUAAAGCAAAUUCAGCAGCAACUCUAUUCAGCUUAUCGGUGAUCGAAGAGUACAAGACAGAGAUAGGAGAAGCAGGAGCUAUAGAGCCACUUGUUGAUCUCUUGGGAAAUGGAAGUCUCAGUGGCAAGAAAGAUGCAGCCACGGCUUUAUUCAACCUCUCAAUACACCAUGAGAACAAAACAAAGGUAAUCGAAGCUGGAGCAGUGAGAUACUUAGUUGAAUUGAUGGAUCCUGCUUUUGGAAUGGUGGAGAAAGCUGUGGUAGUGCUGGCGAAUCUUGCAACGGUUAGAGAAGGAAAGAUAGCGAUUGGUGAAGAAGGAGGAAUACCGGUAUUGGUGGAAGUUGUGGAGUUAGGAUCAGCAAGAGGCAAAGAAAAUGCAACUGCAGCACUAUUGCAGCUUUGUACGCAUAGCCCAAAAUUCUGCAACAGUGUCAUAAGAGAAGGAGUGAUUCCACCUCUUGUGGCACUUACUAAAUCAGGAACAGCUAGAGGCAAAGAGAAGGCACAGAAUCUUCUUAAGUACUUUAAAGUACACAGACAAAACAAUCAGAGGAGAGGCUGAUCUUGCUUUACCUUAAAGGUUGUUCUAAAGUUCUAACUUAUAUACAUACAUGAUACACAUGCAUAUAUGAUCCUUAUAAUUUAUAAAUAUGAAACUGUGAA
Molecule: messenger RNA, 2407 nt
Organism: Arabidopsis arenosa
Lineage: Eukaryota; Viridiplantae; Streptophyta; Magnoliopsida; Brassicales; Brassicaceae
Source: the annotation of a GenBank genome assembly